Molecule: messenger RNA, 720 nt
Organism: Thecamonas trahens ATCC 50062
Lineage: Eukaryota; Apusomonadida; Apusomonadidae
Product: NADH dehydrogenase 1 alpha subcomplex assembly factor 3
Exons: 1
Coding region: 1-720 (239 amino acids)
Biological process (GO): mitochondrial respiratory chain complex I assembly
Cellular component (GO): mitochondrial inner membrane
Source: RefSeq, a predicted model, not a curated record
AUGUUCCGAGCGACCCGCACCGCAACUGCAACACUGCGACAGCUCCACACCACGGCCUGUACCUGUGCCAAGCGGGAGCUCUCUCCGGAGGACGAGGCGCGCAUCCGAGCCUUCAACGACGGGACGUAUGCGCAGCCGCUUGCCUUUGACCAGCAGCCGGCGGCGAUGGGACGAGCGGCGGAUGGGGCGGCCUUUGACCAGCAGCCGGCGGCGAUGGGACGAGCGGCGGAUGGGGCGGCGGAUGGGACGGGAUCGGUGGGCGAUGGCGAUGCUGCUGCAGACGGCGAGGCAGAGGCUAUUGCGGCUAUUCCUGAGCUGCCUGCACCUGACGAGGUGGUGAGGAUCUCGGGCUACUCGGCCCGUGGCUUUACCGUCUCGGGCACCAAGGUGGCCGGAGGCGUCUUGGUCCUGCCCUCGCUGGCGCUGCUGUGGGAUGUGGCCUCGGCCGACGAGCUCACCCUGGAUGCCCUUAUUCUUCCGCGCAUUCUGCAUCCAAGGAUGGAUUUGCUCCUCAUCGGCACCGGCAAGUCCAUUGUCCGCCUCCCUGAUCAUCUUCUCGACCCGCUUCGCGCACGCGGCAUUGCCGUCGAGGCCAUGGACUCGAUCAACGCGGCCGCAACCUUUAACUUUCUGGCAGAGGAGGGCCGCGCUGUCGGUGCCGCACUCAUGCCGGUCUCGGCUUUUUCGGCCAGGGCCGAUCAGGAGCGUGGCGCGAUGUAG